AUUGAUAGCAAGAUAACGACUUCAUUUAAAAUGCGACUUCUGUUCAUGUUUUAUUCAUUUAUAAACUCUAAAGAAAGAUAAAGAUGUCUACAAAGGAAUUUAUUUCAACAUCCCGAAGCAAACUAGAAACUGCUAUAAAGAACAAUGAAAAAGAAUUACAACUUUUAAUGAAAGAGACAUACAGCCAAAGCCUGCAUGACCUCAAAAAGAGUAAGAUGCAGAUAACAAAAAAAUUGAAAUGGAUGGAAACAAAAUGGUUUCACGGUUCCCGUUUUGCCAGCGAGGAAUGUGAUGCAAAGCAUGACAUCAUGAUUCUGGAUCACGAUAUUAAUGGACUGGAAGAAAAACUGAAACAGAAUACAUCAAGAAUUGAAGACCUGGAAAAACAGAUAGAAAAAGAUAAAAAAGAUCUUGCUGAGAAAUCUCAGGUUUUGGAAGGGUUUCCUGGCUAUAUUAAUUCCCGUGUUUUGGCAGAUAGUCUAGCGUUUUUUGAAGAGUUAUCGUACCCGAUAUCCCAAGAAAUUCCAUACAUUAACAUUUUAAUGAUUGGAGAAACUGGUGCAGGAAAAUCUGCUUUUUUAAACACGUUUGCGACAGCGUUGGAAGACAGCAAACUUGUCAAAGAUAUAUACAAAACAGCUCCAAAAACAAACGGAGAAAGUGUGACACGUAAGAUACAUUUGGAGCCCCUUUUCUAUAACAAAAACCAGUUACCGAUUCGAUUUUAUGAUAUACCAGGGAUUUGUGAAGAAAAUCAUGUUAGACACCACGAACUGACCAUGAUGUUGAACGGAGAACUGAAAUCAGGUUUAGAGAUGGUCGGAGCUUCUGAAAUGAGAAAGAUGAAAAAGUUUAUUAACAAAAAUCCGACUCCUGCUGAUGAAAUUCAUUGUAUUUUGUAUGUCAUACGGGCCUCAUCAAAUUUAUCUACGGAAGUGUCAAAAAGUUUUAAAGAAAUUAAAAAAGUUCAAAACAGUAGAAAAGGGGAAGAUGACAUUAAGCAAUUUGUAAUCAUCACAGCUAUUGAUGAAAUCGGGGUACCAAAUGAAGACAUGGGAUAUGCUUACCAAUAUCCUUGCGUCAGAAAAAUCAGGGACAAAGUAGCUGACGCCCUAAAGAUUCUUCCAAAUUGUGUUAUUCCGGUGUCGAACUAUUUUUUUGAGAGUAAAGCAAACGAAGUGAAAAAUGCAAUGUCCCUCAUGGCUCUCUGGCUUAUUUGUUCCUCUGGUAGAGAUUAUGUACAACGAAAAUCCGGAAGGAACAUUUUUCCAGAUUUCUUUUAAAAAUUAAAAGAUUUUCUAUCAAAAAUGAUACUGGUAUAUUUGUUGACUUUCAUUGACAGUGAGUCUUGUAGUAUAUAACAGAUAUGUAUCAGAUGUAUAAAAACUAGUUUAAAUUCCUAAAUGCCAUUAUCACAAAAUUAGACAAUAUAAGUACAAGUGUGUCACUUCAUAAAAUUAAAUUGUUUAAUCAUGC
Messenger RNA from Magallana angulata, 1476 nucleotides. RefSeq lists its product as uncharacterized. The coding region runs from base 84 to 1283 and encodes 399 amino acids. The record is from RefSeq and is a predicted model, not a curated record. Gene Ontology annotation, molecular function: GTP binding. Lineage: Eukaryota; Metazoa; Mollusca; Bivalvia; Ostreida; Ostreidae. The transcript has 9 exons.